AUGAGUUCAUCAAUUCCUCCAAAAGGUGCUGAUAUUGCUAAUGAAAAACUACUCGAAAUGGGUUGUGGAACAGUUACAUCAAGUAAUAAUGAGUCGAAAAGUCAAACUUCUUCAUCAACAUGUCAAUCAAACGAAUUUGUUGAUUCAUCCUUGACUGGUGGAAUGACCAUUGGACCUCCAAUUGAUGGAAAACAAAUCAAUUAA
Messenger RNA from Adineta ricciae, 204 nucleotides. The record is from the annotation of a GenBank genome assembly. Lineage: Eukaryota; Metazoa; Rotifera; Eurotatoria; Adinetida; Adinetidae.